Varanus komodoensis (Komodo dragon) is the source of this 3433-nucleotide messenger RNA. RefSeq names its product phenylalanyl-tRNA synthetase 2, mitochondrial (gene FARS2). Gene Ontology annotation, biological process: phenylalanyl-tRNA aminoacylation. Gene Ontology annotation, cellular component: mitochondrion; cytoplasm. The coding region runs from base 163 to 1443 and encodes 426 amino acids. The transcript is spliced from 8 exons. The record is from RefSeq and is a predicted model, not a curated record. Gene Ontology annotation, molecular function: phenylalanine-tRNA ligase activity; ATP binding; tRNA binding. NCBI's taxonomy places the organism in Eukaryota, Metazoa, Chordata, Lepidosauria, Squamata, Varanidae.
CGGCUCGGGCAGCUUCGGCGCCCAGCCCCGCCAGCCUGGUCUGGGGAGGAGGCAGGGAAGAGAUACUUCGCAUUUACUGCAACCAACAUUACCAACUGCUUCUUACACACUGGUAAACUGCUGGGCAUGCAUGCUUAAAUUCAGCACAUAAAGAACACUGGGAUGGCUGCAUCCAGAUAUGCAAUGCGAAUGGUCCAUUCUGGCAAAUUAGUUUCACCAUGGGAACUUCAGAUAAACAGAAUGGCUAGUUUUAGCCAUGCAUGGUGCAGAGGCAUAGCCUCAGAUGUUGCUGCCAGUACACCUGCUGCAAAUACAGUGGAAACUCUUGGAAAACUUUAUGUCUUGGAUAACUACAGCAAUAUCCCAAAAAAGAUUCUUUCAAAGGUGGGGAAAAACUUGCACAACCAAAGGCAUCACCCUUUGUGGCUGAUUAAAGAGCGUGUGAAAGACCAUUUCUACAAGCAGUAUGUGGGACGCUUUAGGGCCCCGUUGUUUUCAGUGUAUGAUGAUUUGCCUCCAGUGGUCACAGUAGAACAAAACUUUGACAGACUGCUUGUUCCACAAGACCAUCCAAGCAGGAAGAAAGGGGAUAGUUACUACCUGAAUCAGACACACAUGCUAAGAGCGCAUACAUCUGCACACCAAUGGGACCUCAUGCACUCUGGACUGGAUGCCUUUCUGGUUGUGGGAGAUGUUUACCGUCGUGAUCAGAUCGACAACACCCACUAUCCGGUCUUCCACCAGAUGGAAGGAGUCCGACUCUUCUCCAGCCAUGAGCUGUUCAGUGAUGUCAGUGGUGAAGAAAAAUUUUGCCUGUUUGAACAAGGCCAUCGUACACCACACAAGCAAGCGAUGCACACCAUGGAAGCAACGAAACUUGUGGAACACAGUUUGAAACAGGCACUGACAAAACUGGUGGUUCAUCUCUUUGGUGAUGCACUUGAUGUUAGAUGGGUGGACUGCUACUUCCCAUUUACUCACCCUUCCUUUGAGAUGGAGAUCAGCUUCCAAGGAGAAUGGAUGGAGGUCUUGGGCUGUGGGGUCAUGGAGCAGCAGCUAGUUAACUCAGCUGGUGCAGAGAACAAAAUUGGCUGGGCGUUUGGCCUGGGAUUGGAGAGGCUGGCCAUGAUCCUCUAUGGAAUUCCUGACAUCCGUCUUUUCUGGAGCAAAGACGAACGUUUCCUGAAACAAUUCCACGUGCCUCAUAUUAACCAAAAAAUACAAUUUCAGCCAUUCAGCAAAUAUCCUCCUCUGAUCAACGAUAUCUCUUUUUGGCUGCCCUCUGAAAAAUACUGCAAAAAUGACUUCUAUGAUUUAGUCCGAACUACUGCAGGAGACUUGGUGGAAAAAGUUGACCUCAUAGAUGAAUACAUACAUCCAAAGUGGACCCUGGUUUUCCUUAUUCUAACUGAACGAAAACACGAAUGCAGAGCUGAUGCUUGAUCCAGACAGCAAAUCCAGACAGAAUCCAAUGUCAUUUUGAAAUCAGACUCAGAGGCAGAAGCCAUAGAUUUAUUUACUGCUCACUGUUUCUCCUCAAUCAAAGCUCGUUUGGGGGCUAGCAACCUCACCUUGACCAUAUGUUAUUUCCAGUGUUAACACCCAGGUGUAAUGCAUACAGAUGGAUAUAAUAUGCAGUGUGGGAAGAUGUGUGGUGCUCUAGUUGAACUCUUACUUAAUUUGUUAAGUCUAGGCUGCUGUUAGCUGCUUUUACAUGCAGCACAACACUGGUUGUCCUCACCCACAGUUGAACUUUACUCUCACCCAUAAAAUGCAUUUAAAAUCCAUUUACAGUCAGCAAACAUAAAGAAUGCUAGUAUUCAAUAUAUUCUUGGUGACUACUUGCUUUUUUUUGCUCAGUUUAGGGCCCCAGGUUUUCCCAAAGUUCACUCUAACCUGGAAUAGAAACACAACCCCAACUCCUAUAAUCCAGAGUUAUUCAGAAAUAAUGCUCAAAGGCAGAACUCAGGAUUUUCUUUGGAAUGCUCACUCUUUCUCUCCAGCCAAAGCUAGUUUCAAGCAUCCAUAGACAUAGAGGUAGCCAGAUUUUCCUAACUCUGUCCUGAAGCUUAACCUCAACCCCAACAUCAAUUUAUAUCCUCAUUUGUUCAGAUAGCAUGCGGAGUGGGACAGUAGGAAGAAGAGAGGAGAGGGAGAAGACUAGUGAAGAAGCAUGGAUGGGAGAAGAGCGAGCAAUAGCUUUCCAAGAAGGAUAAACAGCAAAUGAGUAAAGGCUGUGUUAUUAGAGCAAUAGCAGAAUCCUUUAUAUAUAUAUAUACUCAAAAGUAAGGCUCACUGAAUUCCAUGGGUCCUAUUCACAGGGAAGUGUGCAUUGCAUUGCAGCCUGAGACUAUUCACUGCUAAUUUUUUUACAACUUGGUGCCAUCCAGAUGUUUUAGACUACAACUCAACAGCAUUGACCAUUCUGGCUUGGGCUGAUGCGAGUUGAAGUCCAAAUCAUUUGAAGGUCACCAAACUGGGUAAUGCUGAGGCUUUUAGUCAUAUAAUCAGAUAAGGCUUUUGUGCAAUUGCCUUGCCUCGUUCACUGAAUAUUACACUGACUUCAAUAUGUAUUCUUAGUGUGUUUUCCCAUCAUUUUUCAUGCUUCCUUGUCAAAAUAAAUAACUAAAAGUAGUACUUUGGAUCUGUAGUACUAGGAGAGUUCCAUUUGGAAGCACCCAUUCACCUUAUGAGGUUACAUUACAUGCAAAAGCAUUCAGGGCAAGUUCUGCAACUUAUUUCCAUCCUAAGAAACAAGGGCGCAGAAUGUUGUUCACCCCAAAGACUACUCUGGAAGCGAAAGGGAGUGGGAGCAAAAAUACAAAAACAAGCAAGCCACCAUAUUGUGCCUUAAAGCUCUAACUGCUCGGAAUGAAGUUUUUGGGGAGGCAGUUCAAUAUUUCUAAUGGGGAGAAAUUGCACAAAAGCCACACAAACCCUUCAACUACAUAUUCUUAGGGGAAAGGAGGUGAGACUAUCUGGAACCCCUCCCCAAAGGCUGGAAGGGGAGCCCCAGGGAGUGUGCAGUGCUGCACCCUUGCUUUAAAGCAAUGCAUGGUAAACAUUCACUCCCAUAGCACGGCUUUCAUCAAGGGAGUGUGUGUCUGAUCUCACCAGCAUCUCGGUGGCUUAGUUAAUUUGCCCUUCAGCCUUUGUCAUUUGCAAUCAGAUGUUUGGGUUACAAUGCUGGGAUAAAUGGACCAGUGGCCUUCCUUUAAGUUUCUUUUUUAUCCUGUGGUAGGGAAUAAUGGAAAGAAGUCAACAAUGUACCUCCCUCUCUCUCUCUCUCUCUCUGUAGGUAGUGUGAGACAUGAUUUAAUGCUGCAUCAUGUGGCUUUGAUGAAUGAUUAAAAAAAAAUUAGCUGGCACAGCUGGAAUAUUUCAUUCUUAAUUAUCGCUGUUAUAUAUUAUUAAUAAAGGUGUUUACUUGUCA